This is a messenger RNA of Toxotes jaculatrix (banded archerfish), 14008 nucleotides long. It is a transcript of the gene kalrna, whose product is annotated as kalirin RhoGEF kinase a. Gene Ontology annotation, molecular function: guanyl-nucleotide exchange factor activity; protein kinase activity; ATP binding. Gene Ontology annotation, biological process: protein phosphorylation. Gene Ontology annotation, cellular component: cytoplasm. The transcript is spliced from 68 exons. NCBI's taxonomy places the organism in Eukaryota, Metazoa, Chordata, Actinopteri, Toxotidae. The record is from RefSeq and is a predicted model, not a curated record. The coding region runs from base 43 to 9108 and encodes 3021 amino acids.
UGUCUUUCUUUGUCGGUGGAUUUUAUUGAACCGGAUUCCGGCAUGAACCCUGCAGAAGCGGCCGAGGAGGCGCCCAGCGACCCCGACACUGAUGCCUUCUACAAAACAGGGUCACUAAGGACCGAAGGCAUCAAGGCAUCUGAUGUACUUCCUGUGCUGAAGGAGAAAGUUGCCUUUGUGUCAGGUGGGCGAGAUAAAAGAGGAGGACCAAUCCUGACGUUUCCUGCCAGGAGUAACCACGACCGAAUAAAACAAGAAGACCUGAGGAGGCUGGUAACCUACCUGUCUACUGUUCCCAGCGAGGACGUAUGUAAACGUGGUUUUACUGUCAUCAUCGACAUGCGUGGGUCUAAGUGGGAACUGAUCAAGCCUCUGCUGAAGACACUGCAGGAGUUUUUCCCAGCUGAGAUCUGUGUGGCGCUCAUCAUCAAACCGGACAACUUCUGGCAGAAACAGAAAACAAACUUUGGCAGUGCAAAGUUUUCCUUUGAGACCAGCAUGGUGUCAGUUGAAGGUCUGGCCAAACUGGUGGAUCCCUCCCAGCUGACGGACGACUUUGAGGGCUCUUUGGACUACAACCAUGAGGAGUGGAUGGAGCUGAGAGUCUCCCUGGAGGAGUUCAUGUCCAAUGCUGUUCACCUGCUGUCUAGACUGGAGGACCUGCAGGAGCUUCUGUCGAAGAAGGAGUUUCCUGCAGAUGUGGAGGGAUCGCGUCGGUUGAUAGAGGAGCACACACAGCUGAAGAAAAAGGUGCUGAAGGCUCCAGUGGAGGAGUUGGACCGGGAAGGCCAGAGGUUGCUGCAGUGUAUCCGAUCUAGUGAUGGUUUUUCAGGGAGGAACUGCAUCUCUGGCUCUGCUGACUUUCAGAGCCUGGUGCCCAAGGUGGCCAGUCUGCUGGAUAAACUCCACUCCACGAGGCAGCAUCUCCAUCAAAUGUGGCACGUCAGGAAGCUGAAGCUGGACCAGUGCUUUCAGCUCCGCCUCUUCGAACAGGACGCCGAGAAGAUGUUUGACUGGAUCAGCCACAACAAGGAAGUGUUCCUGCAGAGCCACACUGAGAUCGGCCGAGGGUACCAACAUGCUGUGGAGCUGCAGACUCAACACAACCACUUUGCCAUGAACUCCAUGAAUGCCUAUGUAAACAUCAACAGAAUCAUGUCAGUGGCGAGCCGACUGGCUGAGGCCAGUCACUACGCCUCCACGCAGAUAAAACAGAUCUCAGGUCAGCUGGAUCAGGACUGGAAAAGUUUUGCUGCUGCACUCGACGAGCGCUCCACCAUCCUCGCCAUGUCAUCUGUCUUUCACCAGAAGGCUGAACAGUUCCUGUCGGAGGUGGAGGCCUGGUGUAAAGUCUGCAGUGAGGGAGGGUUACCAUCUGAGAUGCAGGAGCUGGAGCUCGCCAUCCAUCGCCACCAGAGCCUGUACGAGCAGGUCACCCAGGCUUACACCGAGGUAAGUCAGGAUGGUAAAGCCCUAUUGGAUGUCCUCCAGAGGCCUCUUAGUCCCGGCAACUCUGAUUCGCUGACAGCCACUGCCAAUUACUCCAAAGCGGUUCACUGCAUCUUGGAUGUGGUUCACGAGGUUCUCCACCAUCAGCGGCGUCUGGAGAAUAUUUGGCAGCAUCGAAAGGUCCGACUGCACCAGAGGCUGCAGCUGUGUGUGUUCCAGCAAGAUGUCCAGCAGGUGAUGGACUGGAUAGAAAACCACGGUGAGGCUUUCCUCAGCAAACACACUGGUGUAGGGAAAUCCCUCCACAGAGCCCGAGCCCUGCAGAAGAGACAUGAUGACUUUGAAGACGUAGCUCAGAACACAUACACUAAUGCAGACAAGCUGCUGGAGGCUGCUGAGCAGCUGGCUCAGACCGGAGAGUGCGAUCCAGAGGAAAUCUACAAGGCAGCCAGACACCUGGAAGUCCGAAUCCAGGACUUCGUCCGGCGAGUCGAGCACAGGAAGCUGCUGCUCGACAUGUCUGUCUCCUUCCACACACACACCAAGGAGCUGUGGUCAUGGAUGGAGGAGCUGCAGAAGCAGCUCUUGGACGACGUGUGCUGCGACUCGGUGGAUUCAGUUCAGACUCUGAUCCAGCAGUUUCAGCAGCAGCAGACGGCCACCCUGGAGGCAACACUCAAUGUGAUUAAAGAGGGAGAGGAAUUAAUACAGCAGCUCAGAGACGCAGCCAUGUCGACCAAUAAGACGCCGCACUGCAGCUCCAUUGCACACAUCCAGGGCGUGCUGCAGCAGCUGGACGAGGCUCAAGGCCAGAUGGAGGAGCUGUUUCACGAACGCAAAAUCAAACUCGACAUCUUUCUCCAGUUACGCAUCUUUGAGCAGUAUACUAUAGAGGUCACAGCGGAGUUGGACGCUUGGAACGAGGAUCUGUCUCGUCAGUUGAACGACGCCAGCCGUGCGGGCGGCAGUAGCGGCAGCGGCACGUCCUCUGGCAGCGCGGAGGACAUCGGCCUGGCAGAGCAGCGGCUGAAACGACACGCAGAGAGGAAGGCAGCCAUGAACAAUAUGACCUAUGAAGUGAUGCAGCAGGGUCAAGACCUGCACCAGUACAUUAUGGAGGUUCAGGCUUCAGGGAUCGAACUGACGGGGGAGAAGGACAUGGAUUUGGCCUCUCAGGUUCAGGAGCUGCUGGAGUUCCUCCAUGAGAAGCAGCAGGAGGUGGAGCUGAAUGCGCAGCACACGCACACGCGGCUGGAGCAGACUCUGCAGCUACGCCAUCUACAGGCCGAGGUUAAACAGGUGUUGGGUUGGAUUCGUAACGGUGAGUCCAUGUUGAAUGCCAGCAUGGUGAAUGCCAGCUCCCUGUCUGAGGCUGAGCAGCUGCAGAGGGAACAUGAACAGUUCCAGAUGGCUAUAGAGUCUCUCUUCCAUGCUAACUCUCUUCAGAAGACACAUCAAAGUGCUCUGCAGGUCCAGCAAAAAGCUGAGAUGAUGCUACAGGCAGGUCACUAUGAUCCGGAGGCAAUUCGAAGCUGUGCUGAGAAAGUGGCCGUCCAUUGGCAGCAGUUGAUGCUGAAGAUGGAGGACCGCCUGAAGCUUGUAAAUGCCUCUGUGGCCUUUUACAAGACAUCUGAACAGGUGUGCAGUGUGUUGGAGAGCCUGGAGCAGGAGUACCGUCGGGAUGAAGACUGGUGUGGCAGUCACGAUAAACUGGGAACCUCUGCCGACAGUGACCACCUUCUGCCUCUGAUCAGUAAACACCUGGAGCAGAAGGAAGCCUUCCUCAAGGCAUGCACUCUGGCCCGGAGGAAUGCUGAGGUGUUUCUGAAGUACAUUCACAGGAACAAUGUGAGCAUGCCCGGAGCUGCCAGUCACACCAGAGGGCCUGAACAACAAGUUAAAGCAAUUCUGAAUGAGCUGCUGCAGAGGGAGAACAGAGUCCUUCACUUCUGGACGUUAAAGAAACGAAGGCUGGACCAGUGUCAGCAGUAUCUGGUGUUUGAACGCAGUGCCAAACAGGCACUUGAUUGGAUCCAGGAGACAGGUGAGGUUUACCUGGCUACACACACAUCACCUGGUGACAGCAGUGAGGAAACGCAGGAGCUCCUCAACGACUACCAUCACUUCAGACUCACUGCAAAGCAAACCAAGGAGAAGGUAAAGCUGCUGAUCCAGCUGGCGGACAACCUGGUGGAGAAAGGCCACGCCCACGUGUCAGAGCUGAAGCGAUGGGUGAGCACGGUGGACCGCAGGUACCGCGACUUCUCCUUACGCAUGGCCAAAUACCAGGAGAGCCUAGAAAGGAGCCUGGGGGUCAGCUCUGAGGACAAUAAAGACUUGGAGUUGGACAUUAUCCCCGCCAGCCUGACGGACGACCCCGAGGUCAAACUGCGUGACCCCAACCACGAGGUCAACGAGGAGAAGAGGAAGUCUGCCAGGAAGAAAGAGUUCAUCAUGGCGGAGCUACUGCAGACAGAGAAGACCUAUGUCAGAGAUCUCCAAGAAUGUUUAGAGACCUACCUAUGGGAGAUGACCAGCAGCAUGGAGGAGAUUCCUCCAGGCAUCGCCAACAAGGAGCACAUUAUCUUUGGCAACAUGCAGGAGAUCUAUGACUUCCACAACAAUAUUUUCCUGAAGGAGCUUGUGAACUAUGAGCAGCUACCAGAGGAUGUUGGUCACUGCUUCGUCACCUGGGCGGAUAAGUUCCACAUUUACGUGGACUACUGUAAGAAUAAACCAGACUCCAGUCAGCUCAUACUGGAGCACGCCGGCACCUUCUUUGACGACAUUCAGCAGAGACGUGGACUGGCUAACUCCAUCUCCUCCUACCUCAUCAAACCAGUCCAGAGGAUCACCAAGUACCAACUACUGCUUAAGGAGUUAUUGUCUUGCUGUGAGGAGGGUAAAGGGGAGAUUAAAGAUGGUUUGGAGGUGAUGCUCAGUGUUCCUAAGAGAGCUAAUGAUGCUAUGCAUCUCGCCAUGUUGGAGGGCUUUGAGGAGAACCUGGAGGUGCAGGGCGAGCUGAUCCUGCAGGACAGUUUCCAGGUUUGGGAUCCACGCUCGCUAAUCAGGAAGGGAAGGGACCGACACCUCUUCCUGUUUGAGUUCUCCCUGGUCUUCAGCAAAGAGAUCAAAGACUCAGCUGGCAGAACCAAGUAUCAGUACAAGAACAGACUACUGACAUCAGAGUUGGGGGUGACUGAGCACAUUGAGGGAGACCCGUGUAAAUUUGCUCUGUGGGCAGGAAGAACCCCUUCCUCUGAUAAUAAAACUGUGCUAAAAGCGUCCAGUAUGGAAGCUAAACAGGAGUGGAUUAAAAACAUCAGGGAGGUGAUCCAGGAGAGGAUGACUCACCUGAAGGGGGCACUCAAGGAGCCUGUUCAUCUGCCUAAAACACCAGCACUGACCAAACCCAGGAAUAACACAAAGAGGGAGGGAGGUGAAGAUGGAGACAGUCAGGGAGAUGGCAGCAGCCAACCAGAUACCAUCUCCAUCGCAUCCAGGACGUCCCAGAACACUGUAGACAGCGACAAGCUCUCUGGUGGUUGUGAGUUGACAGUCGUCCUUCAGGACUUCACAGCAGGAUGCAGCACAGAGAUGUCUGUCACCACAGGUCAGACGGUCGAGCUGUUGGAGCGGCCAAGCGAGCGGCCCGGCUGGUGUCUGGUCCGGACCACCGACCGCAGCCCGCCACAGGAAGGACUGGUUCCCAGCUCUGCACUCUGCGUGUCCCACUCACGCUCCAGCGUGGAGAUGGACUGUUUCUUCAGCUCGGGAAAAGAAAACUUUCCUGUCAGCGGCUCUGAUGGGAAAACCGAGUCAGUGGCGAACCUUCAGCCGCAGCCAUCCCUCAGCUCACUGCAGUCCAGCUCUCCUGGUCCCAAGCGCUCUGGAAACACUCUGAGAAAAUGGCUGACGAGUCCGGUCCGCCGCCUCAGUCACGGCAGCUCCGUCAAGAAACUCCCCAAUAACAAACAGAAGAAGACUGGACCAGGCACUGGAAGAGAGGAAAACAGGAGGAGUGUUGACCUGGGACAGCCUGACCUUGCCCUGCAGGAGGACAUUGUUGAUGAGAGAGUCCUCAGUAAGGAUGGUAACCUCCUCUCUAAGACGUCCUCCGGGAUGCAGAGCGGCGGGGAGGAGGAGCAGGAUGAGGAGGCCCACACUCCCCUGCCUCCCCCCAUGGAGAUCAUCAAGGACCCCUCAGCUCAGGAUGACAAGUCUUCAUCCUUGCUAACGUCUCUGCAGUCGUCCUCUGAGGUGCCCAGCGCUGCAGAGCUGGUUAGCGCCAUAGAAAAACUGGUUAAAACCAAGAUGACUCUGGAACCAGGAGCCUACCCCGGUUUCUCCUCUCUCUCUCCACCAGAGCAAACCACUCCCGUCCAGCCACGAAACCCUGAGCUGGAGCAGAGAGCCAAAGCUAUGAGGGGACGAAUGUUCGUUCUGAACGAGCUGAUACAGACAGAGAAGGACUACGUCAAAGACCUGGGCAUCGUGGUGGAGGGCUUCAUGAAGAGAAUCGAGGAGAAGGGCGUCCCUGACGACAUGAAAGGAAAAGACAAAAUCGUCUUCGGGAACAUCCACCAGAUCUACGACUGGCACAGAGAUUUCUUCGUAGGAGAGCUGGAGAAAUGUCUGGAAGACCACGAACACCUUCCUGAGCUCUUCAUCAAACACGAAAGAAGACUCCACAUGUACGUGGUUUAUUGUCAGAAUAAGCCUAAGUCAGAGUUCAUCGUCGCAGAAUACGACACAUAUUUUGAUGGAAUCCAGCAGGACAUCCAGUCCAGGCUGACCAUCAGUGACUUCCUCAUCAAACCAAUCCAGAGAAUCACCAAAUACCAGCUGCUCCUGAAGGACUUUCUGAAGUACAGCUCCAAGGCAGGAAUGGACUGCGAACAAAUUGAGAAAGCAGUAGAUUUGAUGUCUCAGGUCCCUAAACUGUGUAACGACAUGAUGAAUCUGGGUCGGCUGCAGGGAUACGAGGGUAAACUGACCAGUCAGGGAAAACUGCUGCAGCAGGAAACCUUCUUUGUGACGGAGCAGGACGCUGGCGUCCUGUCGCGCUCCAAAGAGCGACGGGUUUUCCUCUUUGAGCAGAUCGUCAUCUUCAGUGAGCUGCUCAGGAAAGGCUCGUCCACGCCCGGAUACCAGUUCAAGAAGAGCAUCAAGGUAUCCUACCUGGGUCUGGAGGACAGCGUGGAUAACGAUCCCUGUAAGUUCGUCUUGUCAUGCCGCGGCUCAUCGGAGCGUCUCACCCUGCAGGCAGCCAACGUGGACAUCAAGCAGAUAUGGGUCCGACACAUCCAGGAAGUUCUGGACGCUCAGAGUAACUUCCUGUCUGCUCUUCAGUCUCCUAUUGAGUACCAGAAGGAGAAGGGCGGAGCAGGCAGCGGCUCGUCACUGUCCAGGAACCGCUCGUCCUCUGGGAACCGGCCCAGUAUGUCCUCUCACAGCCGGCCGUCCUCUGCAGUCGGGCUUGGUGACAAGGAGACGGAGAGGGGGAGGAGCCAGAUGAAAGUGUCUACCUCCAACGGUGGUUCGUCAUGUUUCGACUCCAGGGACAGUGACGGCGGCUGUAAUGGCGUCUCCUCCACCAUGCUGGUCACUCAGGACUACUCGGCGCUCAAGGAGAACGAGAUCUGUGUCAGUCAGGGAGAGACCGUCCAAAUCCUGGCCACCAAUCAGCAGAACAUGUACCUUGUUUACCGACCAGCCAACAGCCAGUCACCUGCCGCUGAGGGCUGGGUGCCGGGACACGUCUUGGGCCCAGCCACAAAGUCCAUAAGAGACUCUUCUUCUGCUUCCUCCUUCUCAGCGGCGGUGGCAGAUGCCAACAACAUCAAGAAGUCUCUGUCGUGGAACACGCUGCGUGCCAGGAAGCGCGCUGAAGCCAAGGACGCCACCUCAAUGGGGGUCAGAGGUCAUGAGAACGGCCUCUUCCGUAAGCCCAAAGAAACCACACCCACCCCUCCCCUGCUCACCUCCCCCGCCACCGGGGUAAAGGGCAAAGACGUUCACACUUCAGAUGAGUCAGACUGUGAUGAUGACCUUGACCCAAAGACAGGCAUGGAGCUUCUCAACCCAAACUUCAUCCAGGAAGUGGCUCCAGAGUUCCUCGUCCCUCUGUCAGACGUGGUGUGUGCAUUCGGGGAGACUGUAGUCCUCUGCUGUAAAGUCUGUGGACGACCCAAACCCUCCGUCACCCUGAAGGGCCCCGACCAGAACCCAGUGACCAGCAACAGCCGCUUCACCAUAGACAUCAGGGACACAGGUGACAUCUUGUUAAAGAUCUGCAAUCUGAUGCCUCAGGAUACAGGGAUCUACACCUGUGUUGCCGUUAACGACCACGGCUCUGCCUCCUCCUCUGCCUCCAUUAAAGUGCAAGGUAUCCCAGCGGCCCCAGGGCGGCCAGUGGCUCAGGAGGCCAGCAACACAGCGGUGAUGGUCCACUGGCCACCUCCGGCUUCAUCCGCUCACUGUGCAGUCAGCAGCUACACUGUGGAGUACAGACAGGAGGACUCGUUGCUAUGGCAGCAGGUGGCCAGCAGCAGGGAGGAGUGUGUUCAGAUCGAUGCUCUGAUCCCCGGUGGUCACUACCAGUUCAGAGUGCGAGCCUCCAACCGCUGGGGGGUCGGCCCUCCAUCUGAGCCCUCCAAUAUGGUGACACUGCCCAGCAGCAACGCUGGAUAUGAUGGAACAGGAAUCCAGUGGAAAGAAAACUUUGACUCAACUUUUUCUGAGAUCUGUGAGAUCGGAAGGGGACGAUUUUCUGUGGUGAGAAAGUGUCUCAACAAGUCUACAAAGAAAGAGGUUGCAGUGAAGUUCGUGAGUAAGAAGAUGCAGAAGAAGGAGCAGGUGGCUCACGAGGCGGACAUCCUCCGACACGUGCAGAAUCCCCAGCUGGUGGCGCUGUUGGACACAUAUGAGUCUCCCACCUCUCUGAUGCUGGUCCUGGAGCUGCUGGAGGACGGUCGUCUGCUCGACUACCUCGUCGCCCACGAUGAGCUGAUGGAGGAGAAGGUGGCAUUCUUCAUCCGAGAAACACUGGAGGCCCUGCAGCACCUUCAUACCUGCAGAGUGGCACACCUUGAUCUGAAGCCUGAGAACAUCAUGGUGGACCUUCACUCUCCCACCCCCUGCAUUAAACUCAUCGACCUUGGCGAUGCUGUCCAGCUGUCCGCCCACCGUCGUUACGUCCACCUCCUGCUUGGAAACCCAGAGUUUGCGGCGCCUGAGCUCAUCCGUGGGACGCCGGUCUCGGUCGCCACGGACGUGUGGAGCAUUGGCGUGCUGGCUUACGUGAUGCUCAGCGGCGUCUCCCCGUUCCUGGAUGAAUCGCCAGAGGAAACUUGCGUCAACAUCUGCCGCCUGGACUUCUGCUUCCCGGACGAAUACUUCCGCGACGUGAGCCAGGCGGCGCGGGACUUCGUGUCCUCAGUGCUGCAGCAGGACCAAAGGAAGAGGCCAAGCGCUACCUCCUGUCUGCAGCACCCGUGGGUGGGCCGUGGGGGUGCACAUGGCGGGGAAUACUCCAAGACGCCCCUGGACACCACGCGUUUGGCCACGUUCAUCGACCGAAGAAGACAGCUGCACGACGUUAGGCCCAUCACCAAUAUCAAAGGGCUGGUGAGCAGCAGCAUGGGCAACACACUGUGACUCAGAGGAGAUCUGAGUGUUUGAACACCCAGUAAUAAUCUAUCUGUGACCACCAGGGUACCAAUAAUAACAUCACAGUAUAUUUUAAGCAUUAAAUUAUCUUUAGAAAUUAUUAAUGUGUGAGUGGGAAAAUAAUUUGGCGCCUGUGGUGUGAGAAUUAAUCUGGCACCUCCACACCAAACCUAUACCAAACACCAAACCUAUAAGCAGAAAAAAAGAAAAUCAGUAUUUAAUAUCAGACCAACAUUUUAUCUGGUCUCUGUUCGCUUGGUAUAAAACAUUACAUACUGCCUAGAUUCCCCGUAUGAACCCAAAGAACUAGCUCAAAAUUGAGAACAUGACCACUGUGAGCAAGUGUGAUGGCAACAUAUUUGGUUCUAUUCACAUUAAAAUGUUUAUUUUUACAGGGAAAGAAAUAUAUUUAUCAAAGACAACAGCUCCUUAUGUUAAUCCCAGCAGGGAGCAGCACUUAUUCUUUCUUAUCUUUCUUUAAUAAUCUUAUUUUAUCAUCUCUAAUCUUAUCUUUACUUAGAUCUGCAGAAGGUUGUUCCAUUUUCACCUGAGACACAGUGCUCUUGCUCAGGGACACUUGCAUCUGCACCAACAUGGAGCAUAUUACCACCCACGCUCAGUGAUUAAGGCCAAUACAACUGACCAUAUUAAAAUGUUUUGUAAGGCUUUUUGGCCACUAGAGGGCACUCUGAUAUACUAAACCAGAGUCACAGAAACCUGACGUUGAGUUUGCCUGACCAGCAACUGAUAUCAAAGAAUUGGUCCAUAGCAAAAAUCCUUAUAAACUGUGACAAAUGUGCUGAUAAUGUGUUUUAGAUCAUCUCAUUAGAGCUAAAUUAAGAUAAUCAGGAACUCUAGUUGAGGAUUAAAGAGUUUGAUCAGUGUCAGAGGAAAUCAGACUGAUCACAACCAAGAUAUGUGUUGGAGUAGUUAGAAGACUUACAUCCUUUAACGUUGGUUUUGAAUCGUUGGGUGCUCGGUGAGUUGAGCACGGCCAGUGUUCAGUGUCUUGCUCAACAGUACUGACAAGAUUUUCAGCCUUUGGCACCUGAACCUGGGGCUGUCAGUGCAUGUAACCAGACUGUAGCUUCAGGGACAAAAAAAGAAUGUUAAUUAGGAGAAGCAGGUUUGGGAACCAGUGUGAAGGGGAAUUCCAGCAAAACCAUGAAGAAUGUUGUAGAAAACAUCGUGACGAAUGUCUGCGUUUCAUUCAUGAGGACUCGGAUAUUUGACGUGAUGAGAGACGGUCGGUCCAGGGCCGCUGUUAAAAGCAGACAUUUCAGUGAGUAGCAAGAAUGUUUAGCCAGUUGUGGUGUUGACACAAGUCCUCGCCAUCACUAACUGAAAUAGUGUAAUCAGAUGUCAGUUUGGCCACUGGUUAGAGGAGUUAGAGUUAGCAGUGAGCAAGAAACCUGGACUUAAAGGGAUAUUUUACUUCUUAUCCAUUUGGUGCGAAGCAUAAAGGACUGCUCAUGUCGCCACAGAAGAUUCCAGAAGGUCCAACUGUCACCUGAAGCUGGGAUCUAAACCACCAACGUUGGAAGUUACUUUGGACUGGAUGCGACAGCGUUGAACCUUGCUAUGAUAUACAGUACCUUUAACUUAUUGAAUGUUUAUUUAUUGCAGGACUGCGGUUAACAUUGGCGUCAUGUUAGAUGGUGACCUGGACCGGUCUGGUCUGUGCAAAGUGGAGCUGACGCAAGGCGGUUUAAUCAAACCCAGAUACGCUGAGCUGGACUGAGUUCACUGAGCAGUCGCUUCAUUGUGCAGCUGCAGAGUUACGUUCUGAAGAGUGUGAAGAAGUGAACUACUUUGAGUUUGAAUCAAACUGCUGACUGAUCUAUACUGAACUGUGCUGGAUGGAACCGCCAUGAAAAACAAUGGAAUGGAAGGUUUGAAUGGGCCAGUGGCAUCACUUGCAGGAAGGUGAGCAAGUUGUCCUUCUGCAGAAAAAAUCCGAGCACUACUGGUCUGGCAGAAUUUCACAGAAAAGGCACCAUGGAGACUGAAAGCGUUACUAAAGGACACAUCAUUUGUUCGUAUCACUGUUUACAAAAACUUGCUUAGGUAGUUUACAGAGCUGUAGAAUAAUCAGGGAAAACCUGCAUGUAAAAUCACCAGGGACGGUUUAGAAAUCAGGUUAGAAAUCUGUCUGUUUCUAGAACAAAAACCUGUGACAUUUGGUGUGAAGGUGGAUAAUGAACUCCACCCUGAAGCUUUUUUGUUUGUACAUUUGUCUACCAGCCGCUGUGGCAAAUCAUUCGUUCGGCUUGUAAAAUAGCUCACGUAGCUGCUGAGUUGGUCUUGGAUUUAGCAGUGGCUGUGGCUGGCAGACAGAAGAGUCUGUUUACUGUCCUGUUUCUAUUGAUGAAUGUAAUUUCUUGUAGAAUGUGUUCUGCCAUUACAAGUGCUGUCCUCUGCUUUCACCAAAUGCUCUCACAGCGGCCCGACCCCCGGCAAUUUUCAUCCCCAGUUCCCCUGUAAGCAUUUAGUGUACUACAAUAGUAAGCAUUUAUUUUCAUGCAGGUGGGGAGGCAGAAUGGUGCAAAUGUAAGCAACCCACUGUACAGUAGAAGCAGCUUUCACCUCGUCUAGUGCAACAACAUCCAUCCACAUCCGUUAUCUGAUCAACAUGGCAGCAUUUCAGCCUGAAACCCUAAUAACAAGGACUGGCACUGGUCAUUUAUAGCAGGUGUUUGUCAGAGUUUGUGGGAAAAGCUCCAAGGAGGAGCCAUUCAGGAGUCAUUCAACUCAGCUUGUGUUGAAUGAUUAAAAACUAAGACAUGAAAAGUGCUUACAGUUAACAGCAGAUCAUACAUACCCACCUGGCCUUUAGUACAGAGAUCCAAAGUGCUCAAUAUUAUAAAUAAUUAAAUCAGUCAGUAAGUCAAACAAAUAUUCUUUUAAAUAAAUACAAAUUGUGUAAUUUAAUUAUGAAAUAAAUCAGUUUCUCGGUUUCAUAUAACAAAUGCAAACAUGUAGAAGUACAAAGAAGUAAUAUAUAGUUGGGUGAAAUAAAAAAUUCACGUAAAAGAAAAACUCAUAAUACCUGUUACAAUAAAGAUAGAAGACAUGGACAUGGCAGCAGAAAUAGUGGCAUUAGCUGCAUAGAAUUAUUAUUGUUAGAAUAAUUCUGUAUAAUAAUGUAUUGCAUUUUUUCUGUACCUAUUUAUAUGAUACAUGGUCUGUAAUGUCUUCUUUCUUUGUUUAAUAUUGAGCACUUUGGGCAUCCAUUACUUUGAAACCUCAGCCACUGAAAUGCUCUCGUUAGCAGGGAAAUUGAGAUUUAUAUCUCUUCACUGGAACGUUGCCUAGAUAACACAAAAACAGCCAGUUACACCACACCGGUGCAGAACUGUGCAGCCAACAUGGCCGCCAGAGAAAACCUGUAAUCACUGAACUCUCAUUUCCUUCAACAGAAAAACUGUUUUUAUGAUGAUGAUACAACAACAAAGUGGAAUAACGCUAAAGUUUUACAGUCCUCAUCCGCUGUCACUGACGAUUGAAGGUAACCCUGAAUGUCCACAAACAAAAGUAUAUUUUUGGUUUAUAAAGAAGAGCAACGCUGAGGAUGAAGACCAGAUCGUGAGGCCUCAGGACCACAGCUUCGGUCCCACAUGACACAAGUGUAUUAUCUGUCAAAGAGCCUGAGCCCUCCAUCCACUGUGCUCUGUGUUAUAGUAUCAGCCUAGCACUCAGGGUCUUCAUGACGUAUAAGGUACAACCCAGUCUUAAAACACACAACAUAUACAACAAUUCCCCAGAAUAUUUCUGCUCUACUGAGGUCGCCGUUUCUGUCAGAGAUUUUUUUUUUUCUUUUUGUUUUCAAUCACAAUCUCUCCAAACGCUUUCCAGUCCGCCCCUCUGGAUUUUAAAUGCUGCCCAGUUGACAUCUUGUAAAUUGAGAAUGGAAAUAUUAAAAUCUGAUAUUUCAGUCGUAGUGUACAGUGUGUAAAGUACUAGUUCUGUCUAAAUCCAGCACAGCUCCACGUUCUGGUUUGCUUUAGCUCUUUUAACCCAGGUUUGAGCUGCACAGCAGCAGAGGCUGGGCUUUCACCCUCUGAAGAACGGCGCUGAGCUGUGGGUUGUCUAAACCACAAGAAAUUCAACAACAAAGAACGUUCCAAUAAAUCGGGCACUGAAUCAUAUCACCAGUGAGUGAGACAAAACCACGUCUUCACUGAUGUUGUCCAGUACAAUAAACCAGUGGUUGUAUUGCUCCUGAAAGCCUGGGACAGCCCUAAUUUGUCCUCAGGUGUACCACUGCAACCUACACUCACCUUGAAGCUUUCCCCUUGACUGUGGUGAAGUAAAGAGGAAAGUCAGUUAAUUAUUUUGUGUUGAGUAAUCUGCUCGAUUGGCAUCUGUCUUUAUCUGUUUGGAAUAUGUGGAUCAUAUCCUAAUAAACUGUAGACAUUAUUAAUAUAAACAUAUAGAUGUAAAUGCACCCAAGCUCCAUCAUUAAUGACAACCAAACCUCCUCCCAGUACAUUUUUCUGGCAGGAGGUUUGUUGGUCAAUGCUACCUUUCAGAAUCACCCACAGACCAGAAAACAUGUAACGAUGCCAGGAAAUUACAAACCUGCAUGUCUGGGUCAGAGGUCACCGCUUUUUUAAACCUUACCGCCUAACAGGCGUCUUCUUCUGCAGACAGACCCUCAGUUCUUCUUCUCCAAAGAGUUAAACGUCAGGCUGACACUCCCAGUGUCGAUUCAGUCCCAGUCCCACAAUGCAUCUGUCAUGGCUUGGUGAGCCACGUAGCACCGUGGUGGCUCCGCCUUGUUGAAUGCUCGUCCAUGCCGUAUCCUGAUCGUGUUCAUGCCGAGCUUUGUCCAUAGAGAAACGUUAUGCUGAUGGCUUCAUGCUGCUGUGUGGAGCAGCACACUGUA